Molecule: messenger RNA, 615 nt
Organism: Conger conger (European conger)
Lineage: Eukaryota; Metazoa; Chordata; Actinopteri; Anguilliformes; Congridae
Product: protein LBH-like
Exons: 4
Coding region: 140-454 (104 amino acids)
Source: RefSeq, a predicted model, not a curated record
UCUGCCUUGUAAAGACAAUAGGUCUUAGUUUUGCAUAUUCUUAAAGCGCUGGAGCAUUGUGCAACAGUAAGAAACCACAGCCUGCACAUUCAACAGCAAUACACCCUGCAAUAACCGGAGAACUAACGCUUUAGGAAGGAUGACAGGAGUGAUGAACAGUCCUGAAGCUGACAUGGAGGACUUCAACCCUGGGGACCAGGACAUCCACUUUCAGAUCUACCCAGAUUCCCAUGAGAGGUACCCCAAGUUGUCUAAACGGCUGCCGUCCAUCGUGGUGGAGCCCACUGAUGACAGCAAGGUAGAGAGCGGAGAACUACGGUGGCCCCCAAAAGACCAGAGUGCAACCGACAACCCCAGAAAUGCCCUGUCUGCUGCUGAGCCCCAGGCAGCAGAAGAGGAGCAACAGUGGGACAGCGGAUUGGCAGAAUGUGCUGUAGGUGGAGACUCCGACUAAGUCCUGAGGCCAGAAGUGAUCCAGCUUUCACUGUGAGUGUGUUCCGACAGCCAGGAACACACAGAAAGGAUCUGCUAACACUUAACCUGCACACCUGUGAGAAAGCUUCUCUCCCUUUCCUCUUGAUGGACCCUAGGCUACAUAUUCUGGAAUUUCAUUUU